AUGUCUCAUCAGUCUGGCAUUAAAACAUCACAGGAGUUGGCAGAUCUAUUUGUCACCGCAGUAGCCGAAGGCAAUUUGAGAGUAAUACGCGUUUCCAUAGUAUCUGAGUCACUCAUACCCGAUGGGACGGCCGAAGUGUCAGGCUCCUGGGAGACUGAUUUUUUUAAAAUUCAAAACUUUCUGGAGGAAAAAAAGCCAGCUUAUAUUCUCUACCGUAUGGACACCAAAUCGUCAGCUGGCGAUUAUGAAUGGUUGUUUCUUGCAUAUGUUCCAGAUAAUGCCAAGGUCAGGGACAAGAUGCUCUAUGCUUCGACUCGGGCCACAUUGACGAAAGAGCUCGGAGACUAUCGUUUUGUAGAGUCUAUGUAUGGUUCAACAACCGAAGAAUUCACUAUUGAGGGAUAUCGAAGACAUCUCAAACAUCAAAAAGCAGCUGCACCACUGACAGAACGCGAGAAAGAACUCAACGAAGUCCGCGCUGCAGAGGCAAGCACAAACAUAUAUAGUUCCUCUGCCCGAAGAUCUCAUGCAGCCGGAGUGUCAUUCCCCACAUCAGAUGAUGCUAUUCGAGCUUUGAAGAAUCUGGGACAAACUGAUCGUUCUAAGAAUCUCGUGCAACUGAAAAUAGACACGGCGGGAGAAUGCAUAGAACUUGGUUCUGUCACACAAAUUGAUGUUGGACAAUUAUCAGAAUCAAUUCCAACAGAUGCGCCGAGGUUUUCUUUCUUCGCUUACAAGUAUAACUACAACGGACAGGAACAUGAUUCGAUUGUUUUUAUCUAUACAUGCCCAUCAAGUUCAAAAAUCCGUGAACGCAUGCUUUAUUCCUCGAGCAAAGCUUCAGUAAUCUCCACUGGGCAAAAUGACUGUGGUCUCACUAUAGCUAAAAAGUUUGAAACCAAUGAAGUUGAAGAUCUUACUGAGGCGUACUUAUUAGAAGAACUGCACCCAAAGCGAGAAACUUUGUCGCGCGGAUUUGACAGACCAAAGCCACCUGGGAGGCGAACCCAUCGAACUUGA
Paraglomus brasilianum is the source of this 1020-nucleotide messenger RNA. The record is from the annotation of a GenBank genome assembly. Lineage: Eukaryota; Fungi; Glomeromycota; Glomeromycetes; Paraglomerales; Paraglomeraceae.